CACCCCUGGCGCGGUGGAGAACCCUGAGCCCGGCCGGCGCCAUGCAGAAGGCGGGGCUGGUGCUGAGUGCUUGUGCCCGGACGUGGAAAUCGGUGCGGAUGGCCAGCUCCGGGGUGGCGCGCCGGAACCCGCUUGAGAAUAAGGUGGCCCUAGUCACGGCCUCCACUGAUGGGAUCGGCUUGGCCAUCGCCCGGCGUCUGGCUCAGGAUGGGGCCCACGUGGUGGUCAGCAGCCGGAAGCAGGAGAACGUGGACCGGGCAGUGGCAGCACUGCAGGGGGAGGGGCUGAGCGUGACAGGCACCGUGUGCCACGUGGGGAAGACGGAGGACCGAGAGCGGCUGGUGGCCACGGCUGUGAACCUUCAUGGGGGCGUGGACAUCCUGAUCUCCAAUGCUGCCGUCAACCCUGUCUUUGGAAACAUAAUGGAUGUCACCGAGGAGGUGUGGGACAAGAUUCUGGACAUUAACGUGAAGGCCACGGCCCUGCUGACAAAGGCAGUGGUGCCAGAGAUGGAGAAACGAGGAGGUGGCUCAGUGGUGAUCGUGGCCUCCAUAGCCGCCUACAGCCCAUUUCCUGGCCUGGGAGCUUACAAUGUUAGUAAAACAGCGCUGCUGGGCCUCACCAAGAACCUGGCCAGAGAGCUGGCCCAAAGGAACAUUAGGGUGAACUGCCUGGCACCUGGACUCAUCAAGACUAGCUUCAGCCAGUUGUUGUGGAUGGGCAAGGAAAGAGAGGAGAGCAUAAAAGAAUUCAUGCAGAUCAGAAGGUUAGGCAAGCCCGAAGACUGUGCAGGCAUCGUGUCUUUCCUGUGCUCUGAAGACGCCAGCUACAUCACUGGGGAGACGGUGGUGGUGGGUGGAGGGGCCCCUUCCCGCCUCUGAGAACCUGGAGAGCAUCCACCAGGGCAGAGAUUGGGCUCCAACUCCUGGGUCCUGUUCCAGUAUUCAUCAACUGGCCUUUCCCACCUCUGCCUAGCAUACUGCUCACCUUACACCAUACUCCCCAAAGUCAAUUCUGCCGUGUAAAAAGAUCCAGUGUUCUCUGCGGUCAAGGUGUGGUCUUAUGAGGAUUCCCACAGUUGCUGUAGUCUUGGAUAAAGGCUUCCCCUGAGAGCACAGGACAGGCCUGCUGUGAGGGCGGAGUCUGCCUUGUCGAAACCAACUAAUUUUUUUUUUUCUGGGCAUCAGGGAAUUGAGGGCGAUGAGAGAGAAGGAAUCAGGAGUAGAUGAAACAGGGUUGAAAAUUAAGAACUUGCUGCAAAUGAGGUGCAAAUAAAAAUGCAAAUGAUCA
Vicugna pacos (alpaca) is the source of this 1290-nucleotide messenger RNA. RefSeq names its product dehydrogenase/reductase SDR family member 4. Gene Ontology annotation, biological process: retinal metabolic process. Gene Ontology annotation, molecular function: carbonyl reductase (NADPH) activity. Gene Ontology annotation, cellular component: peroxisome. The record is from RefSeq and is a predicted model, not a curated record. Lineage: Eukaryota; Metazoa; Chordata; Mammalia; Artiodactyla; Camelidae.